This is a messenger RNA of Bursaphelenchus okinawaensis, 2130 nucleotides long. The record is from the annotation of a GenBank genome assembly. Lineage: Eukaryota; Metazoa; Nematoda; Chromadorea; Rhabditida; Aphelenchoididae.
AUGUGGCCAUUGCUGCUAAUAUUGUUAUGGAGGUCCGGUGAAGGCAAGUCCUUUAUCAGCCAGCCGCUCACGACCAGUCUCUGGAGCCAGGUCAGGCGCAGCAACACCCAAUCCGAUCUCAUCGUGCCCAGUUUGUGUAGCCUUCCCUGUGACCGUGUGUUUCAUGCGCAGCGAUACGGUAACACAAGUGAUUGUCUAUGCGAAUGCCCUGAGGAAACGCCGAUCUUUCUUCAGACGUUAGGGCAGUGCAUUCAAAGAAUAGGUAAUUAGAUACUUAAUUACGCUUGCUGUUAAUGACAUUGGCUUUUGUUGAUUUUACAAAGAAACUCCAUUAAAAUUUUAAAAACAUAAAUGUUCAUUAUAUAUAUCUUGGUUAAUUUCAGAAGCCUGUGCGCGGACAGUCAAAUUCAGUGAAUCGGAUAUUCCGGUGAUCGAACUCCCAAAACGGUUAUCUAAAAUCAAUUUCGAGAAUAAAGUGUUGUGGAAAGGUAAACAAACAUUACUCUUUACAUUUCUCAUAACUCGCCUUUGCUCUCUGUUACAGUAAACUGUCUUCUUCUUAUUGAGUUUCAUUUAUUCACAAUGUCGUUUAGAAAGCGGAAUAAAGAUCAAAGCAAAUUCUGGAGCCAGAUGCAAUGUGACUUCAGUGCAAUACCUCAGCCUCGACCAAAGUUGGAUCGAGCUCAGUCCGGAUAUUAUAUAUCCGAGUUGGGAUAAGGAGGCCGUUUUUCGUGUAAGAUUUAUCUAAUUUGAUGUACUUGUAGUGAAUUUACAAUCAGUGAGAUCAAGUUUGUAUGAAGUUAACAUAAUAUCAAUUUCAGUGGAAUGGCACAGCUUCUGAUAACAACUUGUUAGAAGGCAGUCUGGUACUAGUCAAUUUGAACUGUUUUGGUACUCUCAAGGACGCACAUUGUCUCACAUUUAGAGUAAAUGGUGUUUUAGGCAAGGUUUUAUAUUAAUUAUAUUUUCCGUAGUACGCUUGAAAAAGAUGUUUUACUAUAACUUUAAACUCUUGAUUUUAGGAAAGAAUACAAAAUUGAAUUUUUGAAAUUCUACAAUAACGUAUUUUUAGAUAACAGCAGCCAAGAGGACGAACCCAAAAGUAACCGCGCAGAAAUAUUUAUUAUUAUACUACUGAUUACUUUACUGUUGUUGACGAUAGCCGGCGCUGUCGUAUUAUGGAAUGUUUGUUGGAAAAUGAAGAAGAACCAGCUGAUCACAGGGUUACAGCUGCAGUUCUUGUAUCGCCUCAAGCAGGAGAAAGACAUGGCAGAAGCGGCACAGCAUUAUCAAGCCUUGGCCAAUGCUGCGUUGAAUAACGAACACCAGAAAGAAGACCAAGCCAAUCCGAACAGAGCCCACAUACUGGCCAAAAGGAAACUUUUCUUUUCUCCAGGUAAGUUGUAUGUUAUAGGUUAAAUUAACUUUACUCAAGCAUGUUUUGUCUUAUAAAUCAAAAAACAUUUAGAAAUUUAACGUAUUAUAUUUUUACUUUCAGAAUUUUUCGAAGAAGAACACAUGAAGUCACCUCCUCCGAUGGCUGAUCAAUUUCUUCUAGAUCUACGCAGAAUGGUUAAAAUAGCCCGACAACGUAUACAGCAGCAAAGGCAUGUCCCCAGCCUCUCUACCAUAAAAGAAGAACCACCAGAAUUGUUUGAGCCAUACAUGAAGAUGGCUAGAAAACAAGAAAAAACAAAGGCUGUGGUUACCGAAAAAGAACCAGCCAAGUUAACUGACCAGGUGAACAGUCUUAAUAAUAACACCAUUGUUAAUUCUUCAACAGAUGCUGCUCAAGAAACCAAAGAAAACACCGUACCAUCGCCUGAAGUGCAACCUCCGACCAUAAAGCGGAACAAGUCACAAAGUAGAAUCCCUGUCAACAACAAGUACAAGACAAAGUCUCCCAAACUCAACCCCAAGUUCAUAAUACCGACCACAAGUCCUGUGAUGGACAGUCCUCCCCCUCUACCUCCUCGCAACCCACCUCCACCCAUACCCUCAAAGUACCGGUCCAAAGAAUCUAGUCCUCCAGACCGCUAUGCCAUUUUCCCCUCCGAACUAUCGCUAAAAAAGUCGUUGCCACGCCGAAAUCGAAAGUUCGACGAACGUGUCAUCGCGAAUGAAGUGUAA